Ostrea edulis (European flat oyster) is the source of this 717-nucleotide messenger RNA. RefSeq lists its product as uncharacterized. The transcript is spliced from 4 exons. The coding region runs from base 37 to 360 and encodes 107 amino acids. NCBI's taxonomy places the organism in Eukaryota, Metazoa, Mollusca, Bivalvia, Ostreida, Ostreidae. The record is from RefSeq and is a predicted model, not a curated record.
GGAAUUUUCCCUUUAUCUUCAGCAAAAGGCGAAGAAAUGAAGGCUGUACUUUCUUUGAUUCUCUUGGGCGUUGUUGCCUGUGUCUAUGCCGGAGGCUAUGGUCAGGGGUACAACAGUGGUCAAUUUGUAUACCCUCAUUACCAAUACCAGUACUACAAACCCGCUUAUGCCCAGUUACGGUAUGUUCAGCAACCAUUAGUUGCCGUUGGACAGGGAGGAAGUGGAAACCUGUUCUAUGGAUCUGACACCGGCUCCGUUCUCCCGCUGCUUCUCAUACUCGUACUGCUGGGCGUUUUCGCGCCAUUGAUGAUUGCUUCUCUGACUUCCAGUAACGAAGUAGUUUUGGGGUCUCUGGACUAGAAGCAGAUCAUCUAAGGACGGAAUCUAGCAAAAGAAUUGGAAAGGGAAUCAACGUCAACAACCCGCAACAGAUUAUUGUAUAUCACAAAUAACCUUCCAAUCUUUUAUUUGUCCGAUUGUUCUAUUUCAUGGUCAACAUAAAUAUAAAUUGAAUAUACAUGUAUGUGCAUAAGUUGAAUUCAAUGACAAUAGCCAUAUGAUUAUAGUUCAAAUUUUUGACAAAUACGAAGAACUGAUUGAUUGCAUAUUCCAAGUGAACGAAGAUUUUUGAAACAGUCUGUUACCUACGUAAUUCACAAUGCUUUAGUUGUUUUACCUGUACUGUUGGUCAAAUGAAAUACACCAUCUUAACAUACA